CCUACUGGACCCGGUAAUGAUAGCGUCUGGUUUUAACAAGUCACCGCCGCGCGCGUCGCUAGUGGUGGCCUCCUCCUCGAUCGCCUAUUAAAUUCUCUCCCCGCCUCAUCUAGGGUUUGGCCCUCCGUGUAAUCCUAUUCCUAUCUCUAUCCAUUACUACUCUCCAGUGUUCUUUUUUCCGUACCCAUGGCGGCGGCGGCGGCGGCGGCGAAGAGGAAGCCGGUGUUCGUCAAGGUGGACCAGCUCAAGCCCGGCACGGGCGGCCACACGCUCGUCGCCAAGGUGCUCAGCUCCAAGACCGUGGUCCAGAAGGGCCGCGCCGCCGCGGGAGCGGGCCCGGCGGCGCGUCCCACGAGGAUCGCCGAGUGCCUCAUCGGCGACGAGACCGGCUGCAUCCUGUUCACCGCCCGCAACGAGCAGGUUGACCUGAUGAAGGCUGACAGCACUGUUAUUAUCCGCAAUGCAAAAAUUGAUAUGUUCAAAGGAUCAAUGAGGCUUGCUGUGGACAAAUGGGGCCGCAUUGAAGUGACUGAACCGGCAAGUUUCAACGUAAAGGAGGAUAACAAUCUCUCACUUGUGGAGUAUGAACUUGUCAAUGUUGAAGGGUGAGAUCGUGUUGGUUUCGUUGUUAUUCAGAAGUUAUGUGUUCCAAGCCUAUUUGGUCAAAUUCUACCUUUUGAGUUGGCUCAAGAAAGUGAAAGAUGAAGGAGAUUCUGAGGUUAGGUUGUAGCAGUUGGUCUGAACUGCUUCAUGUCCUCCUAUCGAGCAUUUCUAUGUACGGAUGGGUAUUAGCCUAUUAGGUGCUGCAGCAGUUGUGGUUGUAAGAACAAAUGUGAUGUGAGAUGAUCAGUCAAUUUGCUGCUGCAUUUUGAGCCUCUAAAAGGAUAUGAUUUCUAGGAGAUAAAUUGUCUGCAGUGCUUCUGAUUCGAACCGUAGUAAUCUUAUGUUUGAACCUCUGGUCCAUAUGGGCAAAAAUUGUUUCUUGGA
This is a messenger RNA of Oryza sativa Japonica Group (Japanese rice), 987 nucleotides long. RefSeq lists its product as uncharacterized. The record is from RefSeq and is a predicted model, not a curated record. Lineage: Eukaryota; Viridiplantae; Streptophyta; Magnoliopsida; Poales; Poaceae.